CAGCAUAAUGCACUGUCCAGGCCACCAGAAAGGAAAUCACCCAGAGGCAAGGGGAAACCGCCUAGCCGACCAGACAGCCAGGGACAUUGCCUCCAAGAGUCAGGUUCUGACUAUGCAAAUGGACCCUGAACGCCAGAGACGGGAAGCCAUCAGAGACUACACCCCAGAGGACAGAGAGUUACUCGAGAAAAUUGGGGCUUUCAACAACCCAGAGACUGGCUACUGGGAGUACCAAGGAAAAACCGUCUUGCCUCAGCGAUCGGUGGAAGAGCUCCUGGACGAGCUCCACAAAUGGACCCACUUGGGAGUGAACAAGAUGAGAAAACUGAUUGAGAGGGAAGAAACAAUCCUCUAUCUGCUAAACAAAGAUGCCAUCCUACAAAGAAUUGUUAAGAACUGUAAGGCCUGUGCCCAGGUAAACUGGGGCAAAAAUAAAGCUUCAGGAGGAGUCAGACAAAGAGGCCACAGGCCAGGAGUCCACUGGGAAGUGGACUUUACUGAGGUUAAACCAGGAAUGUAUGGCUAUAAAUAUUUGUUAGUUUUCAUUGACACUUUUUCAGGAUGGCCAGAAGCCUACCCGACCAAGCAAGAAACUGCAAGGGUGGUAUCCAAGAAGCUAUUAGAUGACAUCUUUCCCCGAUUUGGGAUGCCACAGGUAAUAGGGUCAGAUAACGGACCAGCCUUUGUCUCCCAGGUAAGUCAGAAGGUGGCCAGGUUACUGGGGAUUGAUUGGAAGUUACAUUGUGCCUACCGGCCCCAGAGUUCAGGUCAGGUAGAGCGAAUGAAUAGAACCAUUAAGGAGGCUCUAACUAAAUUCUCGCUGGCAACUGGCACUAAAGACUGGGUUACUCUGCUGCCUUUGGCAUUAUACCGGGCCAGGAACACUCCUGGGCCCAGUGGGUUAACUCCGUUUGAAAUCCUGUAUGGGACCCCUCCCCCUGCAGUUUCCUUCUUAGACCCGGAUAUCUCUGACUUUGUUGAUUCACCUUCCCUCUUUGCUCACCUGAAGGCACUCCAGCUGGCUCACCAGGAGAUCUGGAAGCCCCUAGCUGCAGCCUAUCAGGAUGCUAUUGACACUCCUAUUGCACCCCACCCCUUCCAGCCCGGGGACGCUGUCUGGGUCCGGAGGCAUCAGACUCGGAGCCUAGAACCACGCUGGAAAGGACCAUACACUGUCCUCCUCACCACGCCCACAGCUCUCAAGGUCGACGGGGUUGCAGCCUGGGUCCACGCCUCCCACGUUAAGGCAGCCGAUCCGGCUCACCAGGAACCCCCCAGAGAAGGACAAUGGCAGCUGGCGCGGACUACCAACCCCCUAAAGAUAAGACUGGUCAAAGAAAAAUGCUAAUCAUGUUACUCUGGGUACAUCUAUUUACAUAUGAGUUUGCUCACAGUAAUGAGAGCCCCCAUAGAGCUGUGCCAACCACCUGGC
Nannospalax galili (Upper Galilee mountains blind mole rat) is the source of this 1432-nucleotide messenger RNA. RefSeq lists its product as uncharacterized. Gene Ontology annotation, biological process: DNA integration. The coding region runs from base 8 to 1348 and encodes 446 amino acids. The transcript has 2 exons. Gene Ontology annotation, molecular function: nucleic acid binding. NCBI's taxonomy places the organism in Eukaryota, Metazoa, Chordata, Mammalia, Rodentia, Spalacidae. The record is from RefSeq and is a predicted model, not a curated record.